AUGGCUUCAGUCUCCCAGCUACGGUCCGGUUUACUCUCGGCUUUCAGCUCACGAGGCUUGCAAAAUGGAGAGCAACAGCUCUUUCAGGAGCUCAGGGCGCACAGGGCGCUACUCAUGAAUAUCUAUGAUGUCGGUCCACGGAAUCAACAAGAAGAGCGCGAACUCCAGUCCGGGAAGGUCCUGAUAAAUGGGAGAUCACUGGCAGUGAACGCUGACUUCUCGCGGCAAGCCAUCUUCCUCUCCCAACAAUUGGAUUGCUCCGAGCGCUACAUCGCUGAACUACUGCAGGAUGUUAUGGCUGAGAACCCAAACCUCUCUCCUGAGAGAUGCGUUGAGACUGCUGUUUUGGAGCACCACACGAGACGCCGCCAUCUAGCUGAUUGUCUACGGUAUAUAUACGAGGCUGCCGAGGCCGGACAGAACCACGAUGCGCCAAUGCUGUUCGCUCGGCUGGACGAGUUCGUUCGACAGGAGUUCCUUGCGACGCGUAGUGGACCAUCAUUGCCUAUGAAGAUAUUUCAAGAAGUUCACAAUUUAGGGAACGUGCUUGCAAAGGCGCAGACCGCUAGACAGAAUGCGAGGAGUGAUACUGUGGCGCCAACAGCACAAGGUAAUGCAGGCUCCCUGGGAGCUGACAUCCUGAAUGCUCGAUGCGAAUCGCUGAGGUACGAACGGCGUACCUUGGCAACAGCAUUGUACUGCAUAGGCCGCUUGGGCUACUUCGCACCUGACGAGAUACCGAAGCUUGUCGACUGGCUGGCCGCAAAUCCGCGUCAUCCAAUGACCCUCUACAUCCUCCCGACUGUCCUCGCAGUCUUCGAUGUCGUACACCCUGAAUCGAGUGGCGGGAAAGCUCGCCAAUUCAUUGGCACAGACAAGGAUUUCAUGUCAUUCAUGAAAAGGAAACUGGACAUCGGGACCAUGUGGAGUGAGCCCGGACUUAAGGCCACAGUCCUGCUGAAGUGGACGCUCUUCCUCGCCGAGGCACGCCGUCGCGACCCAUCGUUAGAGAACGCGGAAGGAUACAAGACGGAUGAACUGGAGGCGCAAGUCUGGAACGCGGUACAGGGCGACUGUUUCAUAUACCUCCUGCGCAUGGUUGCUCUGCUUCAAAAGAGGCAGGCUGCGAAUCCGCCGACAUCCUUCGCCUCGGGCCUGCUCGCCCAACUCGAACAAGACCCUCCAACGGAGCUGCCGGCCGAGGAUUUCAAGCCUGCAAUAUUGGAAGCAUGUGAAGCGCUCAUUCGCUCGCUGAUCACCCAGGCGUCCUCAGAGCUACGCAAAAUCAAGCAGCGUCAGGAAGACCUACUUCUUGCCGGCACUCGCCCAGAUCGUUCAAGGACGUACCGUGCAUCGCAAACUCAUGCAUCGUCUCGCUUCGUUCCUGGUGCAUCAGAAUCAGAACGACCCAAUACGCCACCUCGAAAUGACAUGGCAGUGCUGUUCUCGCUCAUUGGUCUACUAUACUCCACCUUGCCACCCGAGAGGGCGGUACACUUCUGGGGCGGCGGCAUUAUACUGAACGGUCGCCGGUCAACAUACAGUCAAUAUUCCGAGUCGAGCUCCGGGAAGCUCCCUGCGUUUUUGCAGUGGGCCGUAUGGUCGACGCAGGCGCGAGACGUCGACAUGAUGAUGGCACUCUACGACAUGCUCGGAGGUCUGGCAAAGGGCCAGCAAUGUAGCGAGCUUGCGUACAACUUCCUGGCUCGUGGAGGAGGCGAUGUCGUUCCUGGCAGUUCCGUGCCUUCAUCGGCCUCAACGCACCUGAGUACGAGCUCUGUUGUCUCAUGGGGUUCUAUCUUUGGACUGCUUGACUCUUGGGUUGUUGCUGGGUCAGGCCCUCGAACUGUCCCCGCACAGUCACAAGGGGCAGGCACGUCGCAGUCGGUGUUCACUUCCCAGACGUGGCAAGCGCCACAACCGCAGCAGCCCCUUCCGCAAUUGCCGUUCACCCCACAGGAUGUUUUGCUUGCUCAGUCAUUCCUCCGCCUGCUGGCUACCGUCGUCACACACUCCGUCAGUGUGCGCGUGACAAUCAGCGGACAUGCUCGUUUCCGUGCAAUCCCUACCUUGGUCUCUCUGAUCCCACUCGGCAUCCCGCUUGAACUGAAGGGCGCCAUAUUCGAGACGUUGGCCUCGUUCUGCGAACCCGGCGCCGGAGCGGCGGGAGUGGAGAUCUGUCGGACUGUCUGGACCCUUAUGGAGAGAAUGGAGGUCAUCAACGUACGCUAUCAUCCUGGCAUGGCUGGUACGCUUCCUCCCGUCAAGGGCGUUGAGGUCGAGCUCGACGAGGUUGAAGCCGUCUACAAGAUGUAUCCUUCUACUAUCCCCUUCCUGAAGCUGCUCAGCACCCUCAUACACACGCCCAAAAGCAUCCCACUGAGAGACCGCAUAACUGAUGCUGAGCCAGUCAACACCAUUCCAGAGACACUUGGACAGCCAUACCGGCAACCAGGAAUCAGUCCCUUCUCGUCCUUCGUUAUCGACAACGUCUUUUCGAAAAUCAACUCGCGCGAGUACCUCCGACCUGCAGAUCGAUGGCGGACGAACGACCUGUGCUUGAGUUUCAUGGAGCGAUGCUUAGCCAGAUAUGAUCUGGAGUCUCUGGUGACAAACGUGGAGGAGCUCUUACCCAAAGGCGAUGCACUGCUACAGCUAGCUACCCAUCCUGGGUACGAUAUAAUGAAGCGCAUCCUCACUCCUUCACCUCUCCAAACGAGCAUUCUGUCAUACCUCGUGGACGGCCUCGAGGGAUUUGAUAGAGGCCUUGCGGAUGAGGAGCCGUUCUUCCGUAUUACCAUGGUGCGCGUGCUGAGGAUCAUCCAUAGAGUGCUGGAAAUCCAGGACAUCUUCCUGGAUGUCCUCAUUCCACUACUUUCGGAAGCCAACGAGCCAUCCACCACCGGCGAGAUCCCCCCGGUGUCAUAUUUCAGUCGACUCGAUCAAGCUCUUUCCUACUCCCCUCCAUAUGUCCCAGCCGUGGCGGCGUACGUCGCUUACCCCGCUUAUCCAGAGCUCGUGCUCCUGAGCGUGAAGAUAUUGACAGCUCUUGCCGCCUCUACUUCGUUCUCUCAGUUAGCACUCUUGAUCGACAGAAGCGAGGAAUCGGACCGCAUUCUCGAUGGCUACCAGACAAUCAUGGACGCGGAUGUCUGGGAAGAUGUGGAGGUGGCAGAGAGUACGACAGAGCAGAAUACUGGUGCUGGCGCUCCUGAUGUCGACGAGGCUUCUGAUGCACUUACCCAGGCUGUUCGUUUGGCGGUGCUCAACCUGUUCAUUCAAAAUACUCAUUCAGAUCGUCACUAUCCCAACAUAGCCCACUUUCUGCUGUUCGGCGGAGCCACAACUGAGGAUCAGGUGCAAGAUCCACAUGCUCUCGGCGCUCGGCGCUCUUGCAUCCACUCAAUACUCGAUCUUCUAAAUGCGGGCGUACCUCGCCUCAGAGGCAAAGGACGGAGCCGCAGAGAACCAUCAUCCGCUGAACCCCUCUUUGUAACCCUUCCCGCCCUCGCUGAGCGAUGCUACCACAUUGUCUUCCUCCUAUGCCAACACCCGCGGACUUCUGAGUUCAUCAUGCGUUAUCUGCGCACUCGCGAGGACUUCUUCGCGCGACAUCUAGCUGCUAUUCCAUUCAAGGCUCCGGUCGUGCAACAAGAACCUUUCGUCGAGAUUGUUUAUAACGAUGGUUCUCGAAUCACCACGACCGUGAACAACGUCGUUGCGUUCCUGCAAGUGCGUUCUUGGAUCUUGGAUAUGGUCGCUCUAGAGCUCCACGUCCUCACGAACAAGAAUCACUACAAGAGUGUCGCCGAGUUGCUGGAACUGCUUUUUGGCAACGAAGAAGAACCCCUCGAGGACGACCCCGCGAAUUGGGAGUACAAUGCCCUCAGGGCCUUCCAUGAGGUUGGACAGUCGCAUCUCAGGAUGAUCGAGUUCCUCCAGUCCUUGGACUUCGACUGGUCUGACAGUUUGGCUGUCCAACCUGUUGAGCUCAAGUUUCUAGCGAACCUCAACCUCCAGAGCUGCCUUCGUGUGGACGAAUCUGGCUGCGAAAUUGUCGAUCGAACAGCAUUGCUUUCUCUGUUGGCCUUGGCGCGUCACACGCUGCAUACGCAGAAUCGCAUUGUGACAUCUACCCACCUGGACGAACUCAUGACAGAGACGACUUAUAUCAUGGAAAGUUGCGCCCUCGAGAAUCAUCGGCGGGCCAUACGCCAUGCAAAUGCCUGCGGUUAUGAGGCCUGGAGACGAAUCCUAGACAUGUCUCUUAUGAAGUGUUUCGAGCGGCUGCCUCACGAUCGCCGAGAGAACAUGCUCUUUGACUUGUUGCACGUCAUACCAGCAAUUCUGUGCUCAUCCAACACUCAGGAGUCUACGGCUGUACUGUUGGCCGAAUGCAUGCUGUCAACAAUCACCAAAAUGCGAGAAGACAGGUACCAUCAAGUGGUGGUGCAGUCUGCUGGUGGCGAUGUCGACGCAAGUUCACUUCCUGCUGAGCGACUGUAUGCCCUUCUGCGCAACAUACUGGAGUGCAUUAUGCACAACAGCCAUCUCGAGCUCGUCCGCGGCAACAUCUAUGCAUCACUCAUCAACUUCCUGCAUCUGAUGGUGUCGACAGAUAGGGAUCAGGACGUCGACUCAAUCGCACUGGCUCUUUCUACGUCACAUGCGGCUACCAGCAGGGACAACCUUAGUGUGAGCGAGCUUUCGACAGUAGUACCACCAGGGGGAUCCGACGAUUCGUCAACACAUGCCCAGGGCUGCUCCGCGAUACUGAAGUCUGUCAUGGACCGACUGGUGGUAACGGUCUCGCGAGAUGCCAUCGAUGGGCCCGAAGUAUGGAGGACAGUUGCCUUCAUAUUGCUAGACUCGCUAGUCCGGCUAUCCGAGACGGAGAAGCAUCCCGCUGUUCUACAAGCACUCAGUCGCCACGGAUUUCUUGCGGGCUUCGUGAGUGGAUUCAAGGAGUCGGACUUGCUAUUACAGGCGGUCUUGAAACCAGAUCCAGACGACCUGAAUGCACUCUAUGUAUAUGAAGCCAAGAUGUCACUACUGAUUCGCAUGACCAAGACGCGACAAGGAGCCGAGCGAUUGCUUGAAUCCAGAGCCAUCCCCAUCCUUGCGGACUGCGACUACCUGGAUGCCCGCCCUGAAGCCGACCAAGCAUUCAUCGACCGCGACUCUUUCCUGCCAUCAGCUAUCCAGCGCUAUCAUCAGCUAUUCCUUCCAGCAUUGCAACUUGUCCUUGGUAUGCUGGUGACGCUGGGUCACCGGCACACCACUGCAGCGAAUCAGGCUUUGCAAUUCUUAUCUGGGCAUCGAGACACCAUCGCAUUGCUGCUCAAGAACGAAUUCGACGAGCCUUCUCUGUCAGUCAUGGAAGAGAUCCGCCUCAUUAUAUCCCUAUGUAGCAAUGUUCUUCAAUUAGUGCCCAAACCGGAGCUGGUAUCGACCUCCGGCUUUGGUGGCAUCCACUCGGCCAUCCUGGGCCUUGCCUCAAGAUGUCUGAGCAAUCAGCACUGGUCGGAUCGUGUGCAACCUCAGACCGACGCGGAACUAGCGGACGCAGGGGUGACAGGGCAUGGUCUCACAUCAGAAACAAAGUUCCGCUCUGCUGUCCUCGAGCACGAUCGGCUGCUCAGGAGAGCGAUAGUCACAUAUCUCGGGACGGCAAGUGAGUUCACGGAGCCGGAUUUGACGCUCGUAUUGUCGCCAGUCGUCACGACGCCAAGACAACAGGACGAACGAUCGACGCGCUACGUCGCGACCGUGCCCACUGUGGGAGACGCGAUCGACGCCCUGAACCACCUCUGCGACGACCUCGCAAACUCCCUCAAGCAAAUCGUCGACCUGUCUGCCGAGCUCUCUGCGCGGGACUACAUCAGGGUUGACAACAUCGAGGAGAUCGUGCCUGUCUCCGACCACAUCGUCCUCGACAACCUCGACAUGCGCCAGAAGCAGACGCUGAUCAGCCGCGAGCUCGCACGCUGGCGCGCGCAAGCGACGCGUCGUGCCCGGACAACAUCGGGCUCGCUGGAGAUGCUGCUGCUGCUGCUGUGGCGCCACCUCGUGUUCUACUGCGAGGGCCACCACCUCAACAACCCGGACCUCAAGGGCGCCGUGUCGCACGCCAUGCGACUCGCGCUGUCGCCAGACGCAGAGACGUUACAAGCGGAGGCGGCGCGCAAGCUCGUGCCGAUGCUGCAGCGUCUGCAGGCGCUCGACCUGUCGGAGGAGACGCUGGGACGGGACUGGCAGUCGUACGGGAGCUACAUCGAGAUCAUGGCGCGGCGGCUGAAGGACACGGCGGGGCUGCACGACGAGCCGGCGCAGACACAAAACGGGCAGUCAUAGCUCGACCCCCGGAUUCGGGAUGUGGGGUAUGUAUUAUAGUGUGCGACAGCGGUGACAGCGAUACGGACAGAUUGUAGUCAAUAGAUAUAUAUGUGUC
Postia placenta MAD-698-R-SB12 is the source of this 6451-nucleotide messenger RNA. RefSeq lists its product as hypothetical. Lineage: Eukaryota; Fungi; Basidiomycota; Agaricomycetes; Polyporales; Adustoporiaceae. Gene Ontology annotation, cellular component: nuclear pore inner ring; nuclear pore. The record is from RefSeq and is a predicted model, not a curated record. Bases 1 to 6354 code for a protein of 2117 amino acids. Gene Ontology annotation, biological process: nuclear pore organization. The transcript is spliced from 13 exons. Gene Ontology annotation, molecular function: structural constituent of nuclear pore.